AUGCAAGCCACUCAAGUGUGUUACAUUCCUUACCCAAGUUCGAAAACAAACAACUCGAACUGGUUGGCUGUAUUUAAAGUUAAACCUCAUGGUUGGACCGAUGAAAAUGAUCCUCAGAAAGACGUUGCUUUCCAAGAAGAUGAAGUUGAAUCAAAUGAAAUCAUUAUACCAAGUGAAGCCGAUACAGACAAUUCUGAUCAUCACAGAAUGUCAAGCAACGGUUCAGAUAAUGAGAAUAAUAUUGAUGAAGAAGGUGAAAUUCAUAAGGACGACGAUGAUGGUAUUCAUGACAGCGAGGGUAGUUAUGAGUAUAGUACAUCAAGCAACAAAGACGAAGAGGAUGAAGAAGAGGAGGAAGAAGAUAAUGACUAG
This is a messenger RNA of Lactuca sativa (garden lettuce), 372 nucleotides long. The record is from RefSeq and is a predicted model, not a curated record. NCBI's taxonomy places the organism in Eukaryota, Viridiplantae, Streptophyta, Magnoliopsida, Asterales, Asteraceae.